Malurus melanocephalus (red-backed fairy wren) is the source of this 656-nucleotide messenger RNA. It is a transcript of the gene SNRNP25, whose product is annotated as small nuclear ribonucleoprotein U11/U12 subunit 25. The record is from RefSeq and is a predicted model, not a curated record. NCBI's taxonomy places the organism in Eukaryota, Metazoa, Chordata, Aves, Passeriformes, Maluridae. Gene Ontology annotation, cellular component: U12-type spliceosomal complex. The transcript is spliced from 6 exons. Bases 1 to 453 code for a protein of 150 amino acids. Gene Ontology annotation, biological process: mRNA splicing, via spliceosome. Gene Ontology annotation, molecular function: protein binding.
AUGGCGGCCGAGGAGCCGGCGGAGGAGCCGCCCGAGGAGCUGGCGCACGCCGAGGUGCUGGAGCUGUUCCAGGCGGCGCUGGCGCGGCUGGUGCAGGACCCGCUGCUCUGCGAUCUCCCGCCGCAGGUGACGGCGGAGGAGAUCGGCUCGCAGGUGGCCCUGGAGUACGGGCAGGCCAUGACGGUGCGGGUGUGCAAGGCGGACGGCGAGACCGUGCCCGUGGUGGUGGUGCAGAACGCCUCGGUGCUGGAGCUGAAGAAGGCGCUGCGGCGGCACAUCCAGCUGCGGCAGGCACGGCAGGGCGGUGUCCAGCACCUCAGCUGGAAGUACAUAUGGAGGACGUACCACCUCACCUUCGCUGGAGAGAAGCUGGCGGAUGACAGAAAGAAGCUGAGAGAGUACGGCAUCAGGAACCGGGAUGAGGUCAGCUUCAUAAAGAAGCUUCGGAAGUAACCYGGGGAGAGAGAAGAGAACCCAACCCUACCAAACCCAGACUGUGGAUUCAGCACCUUCCUGGAAGGAAAGGCUGUAACAGUYCAAAGAGGAACAAACUCCACUGACAGGACAUUCUCAUGUUUUUUACAGUUACUGGUUGCAGUGUUUGCCUCUGAGCUAUAUGUGGAUUCCAGGGAUUAAAGAGAUCAAUUUUUCUGAGA